Messenger RNA from Morus notabilis, 1259 nucleotides. Its product is annotated as desmethylxanthohumol 6'-O-methyltransferase. Lineage: Eukaryota; Viridiplantae; Streptophyta; Magnoliopsida; Rosales; Moraceae. Gene Ontology annotation, molecular function: S-adenosylmethionine-dependent methyltransferase activity; protein dimerization activity; O-methyltransferase activity. The record is from RefSeq and is a predicted model, not a curated record. Gene Ontology annotation, biological process: methylation. The coding region runs from base 62 to 1165 and encodes 367 amino acids. The transcript is spliced from 2 exons.
ACCCAUUACUAUACCUUGAUUGAGCGAGCUAGAAACUAGAAAGUAAGAGAUAGGAAGAGCUAUGGAGGGAAUAGAUCAUCAUGUGGACGAAAUGCAAAGAGGCCAAGCAGACAUUUGGCAAGUGAUGUACAGCCAUAUGGAUUCGUUGGUAUUGAAAUGUGCUGUGGAGCUCCGAAUAGCCGAUAUUAUUCAUUCCCACGGUUGCCCCGUCACUUUAUCCCAAAUAGCUUCCUCUAUUUCUGGCUCAACCUCUCCAAACAUCCACUACCUCGAACGCAUUCUGAGACUGCUUGUUUGCAAGAAGAUCUUCACCGCACAUCGCGAUGAUCACGACUCCUCAAGUGGUGAUCAUCCUCAUCAUCAUCAGACUCGAUACGGGUUGACCGAAAAAUCGAGAUGGAUACUGUGGGAGUCAGAGCCGAGCUUGGCACCCGUUAUAAUGAUGCAAAAUCGACGGCUGGUAAUUGACGCAUUUGAUCACCUUAGUGACAGCGUCAGACACGGUGUUGUUCCGUAUAAGGCGGCCUUUGGCCAUGAUUUCGUUGGAGAAUCAACAGUGGACCCCAAGAGCAAAAAGUGGUUCAAAGAUGGAAUGAUCAAUUUGGCCAAUAUGGUGAUGGAUCCAGUCUUAUCAGCUUUAAAAAAUGAGUUUAGUUGCAUGGGAUCAUUGAUCGAUGUCGGAGGUUUUACAGGUGAGACUAUUUAUGAGAUUGUGAAAGCUCAUCCGCAUAUCAAAGGCUUUAACUUUGAUUUGCCAGAUAUUAUUGCUAUGGCUCCUUCAUACGAUGGAGUCACUCACGUGGCAGGAGACAUGUUUGAGGCUAUUCCCUGCGCAGAUGCCAUUUUUAUGAAGAAGGUGCUUAAUAAUUGGACUGAUGAACAAUGCAUCAAGAUUUUAAGAAAUUGUCGCCAAUCAAUACCAGAGAAGACUGGCAAGGUCAUUAUUGUGGAUAUCGUUUUGGAGUCAUUGGAAAGCAAUGAUGUUGUCUUCUUAUAUGAUGAAAUGCGGAUAAGAUUUGAUUUGGGUUUGUUGGCAUUUCGUGGUGUUGGAAGGGAGAGAACCGAGCUUGAGUGGAAGAAGCUGUUAGAGGAAGCAGGCUUCCCUCGCAAUAAAAUCAUCAGGAUUCCAGCUAUGCCCUCAAUUAUUGAGGCCUAUCCAGUUUAAGUUGUGUUAUGAUGAAAUUCCUAAGUGUCACCUUUUUCGAGGUUAAGUUUGUCAUUUUAUUCAUACCCAAUAAUCUUAUAAUAAUUUUGAAUAA